Messenger RNA from Nelumbo nucifera (sacred lotus), 2496 nucleotides. RefSeq lists its product as uncharacterized. NCBI's taxonomy places the organism in Eukaryota, Viridiplantae, Streptophyta, Magnoliopsida, Proteales, Nelumbonaceae. The record is from RefSeq and is a predicted model, not a curated record.
CUUAUUAUUGGCUCCAAACCUCCACAACUCGGCCCCAACCCACAUCCCAUGCUUUGAGUUUUUGACUGAACUCGUCACCCACCUCUCUCUCUCUCUCUCUCUCUAAACGCUUUUUUAAACGCUUCCGGUUUACAAUUUACGGAGAAGACACACACAAUCUCUGGCUCUGUCCUCGGUCUCUCUCAAAACGCUUUUUAAGCUUCUAAUUUUCAUUUCUUUAACCUUCUUCUUCUACUUCUGUCUGGCUUCCUUCCAUGACGUUUAGCUCGAAAUCUCGUCGUCUUCUCCUGUGGUUUUUGUCGUUUUGUUUCACCUCGAUCGAGGGAUGCAGGGAUUAGUAUUUGGGAUGUUGCAUUCAACUUUCCCGCUCUCGAAAAAAUAAUGAAAAUUUUCUCAAGUGCUAUCUCGUUCAUCAGAAAGUAAAAAUGAAUACCAGAGUCCGGACGACGUCGCAGACCAUGAAAGCUCCAAUGAAACAUGAAAAAAAGGAGAAGAUGGAAUUUCAGGAGAACAGAUUAAUGGAUUCCCAGAAAGCAACUACAAGUAGACGUCACUCAAGCAGAGAAAGGAAAAUGGUGUUACUACAAGAUGUUGAUAAACUAAAAAAGAAGCUUAGGCAUGAAGAGAAUGUUCACAGAGCUCUGGAGAGAGCUUUCACAAGACCUUUAGGAGCUUUACCUCGUCUUCCUCCUUACCUUCCUCCAUAUACAUUGGAGCUUCUUGCCGAGGUGGCUGUUUUGGAAGAGGAGGUUGUUCGGCUUGAAGAGCAGGUUUUGAAUUUCAGACAAGGCCUCUAUCAGGAAGCUGUCUACAUAUCAUCCUCCAAGAAGAAUACUGAGAGUCUGAAGGAACUCUGUGAGCCAUACCCAUGUCGCAAUUCCAAACAGGAACAAGUCAAGGCUUCCUCUCAAGCUGAAUGCAGUUUGGCGACCUCCAUUGCAAGGAUUUUACCCUCUGUCCUUGUCAAUUCUUCGGCUUCAACUCAAUUGGCUUCUGAGCCCAUUCCCAAUCGAACAGGGCAUUGUGCUAUUCGUUCCACAAUUGAGAAACAACUCUCGAGGAGAACUCAUUCAUUUUCAGCUUUUCUGGAAGAUGGGCGUGGAAAAGAGAAUCAGUCCUGCACUAAUUCAACAAAGAAUAAUAAGCAAUCUCCAAAAGACACAGAUGCUAAAGUCAAAACUCAAGUAAGGAGGCCACCCUCCAUUGAGCAUAGAUCAGUAGAUAAGCGUUUGGAUCCUCUGAAGCUUCAGAGAGAAUGUGGAGUCAAUGACCAAGAGAGUGCUGAAGAGAGCAAUUCAGUUAUUCCCGAAGAAACAAUACCAGGAGGCGGAAGUAGCAGUGCUAACAAAAUUUCUGAGGACAUUCUGAAGUGCCUGUCAAGCAUUUUCUUAAGGAUGAGCAGGCUCAAGAAUAAGGGAAUGGAAUUUGAUAUUUUGCCUGCCUUUUCGGGAUUAACAUCUAAUAGAAGUUCUGAAGAAAUAGAGUUCAUAGAUCCUUAUGAUAUUUGCUUGGAAUUUGGAAAGAGAGAUAUUGGUCCAUAUAAACACCUAUGUGUGAUUGAAGUUAGUUCAAUCGAUCCAAAUCGAACAACAAACUCUUUGUUUCUAAUCCGGAGACUGAAGCUGCUCCUUGGAAGACUUGUGUCUGUCAACUUGCAGGGUCUUACCCAUCAGCAGAAGCUUGCAUUCUGGAUCAACAUAUAUAAUUCCUGCAUGAUGAAUGCUUUCCUCGAGUAUGGGAUACCUGAGAGUCCUCAGAAGGUUGUUGCAUUGAUGCAGAAGGCAACAAUAAAUGUAGGUGGUCACUUGCUGAAUGCGCUGACAAUUGAGCAUUUCAUCCUGAGACUGCCUUACCACUCAAAACAUACCUAUACGAAAGGUACAAAAAAUGAUGAGAUGACUACACGUAAUAUCUUUGGCCUGGAGUGGUCUGAACCCUUGGUUACAUUUGCACUUUCCUGUGGAAGCUGGUCAUCUCCUGCGGUGAGAGUGUACACAGCAUCACAGGUUGAGAAUGAGCUAGAAGCAGCUAAGAGGGAUUACUUACAAGCAGCAGUCGGUAUUUCAACAUCAAACAAAUUGGCUAUCCCCAAACUGUUGGACUGGUAUCUACUCGACUUUGCAAAGGACUUGGAGUCAUUGCUGGAUUGGUUGUGCCUCCAGCUACCUACUGAACUCAGGCAGGAAGCAGUUAAGUGCCUGGAAAGAGGGAGAAGAGAGCCUAUUUCACAGGUAGUACAAGUGAUUCCAUAUGAGUUCAGUUUCAGGUACCUACUACACCAAUAAAAGAUUUUUUCUUCCUCAUGUAAUAUUCAGUCUAAACAUUUUUUAAGGGCGUUGGGAUGAAGAGUCUGUACACAGUUACACUGAAUAUAGAAAAAAAGCAAAUAUAUAAUUUAUCCAUCUGUAUGUAAUUGUUUUGGGUGUGGGGAUCCCUUUAUUGUAUUUGUUUCUGGAAAAGAGCUUUACAUGAAAAAAGGCCAUUUCAUUGAGUUCA